AGCUGUCAUUGGUGGUCAUUUAAAGAUGGCGGAGUGCUUGGCUGCACGUUUGGCCGCUCAGGAGGAGCAAAUUUUGCUCCUCACCAGGGAAAUAUCCACGCUCCGGGAUGGACUGGGUCAAGGUCUAGACGCCGCCGGUCUCGCGGUGGUCUCUCCGGAGCUGGAGAACCUGCGGACGGAGAAUGAGAAGCUCAGGUAUCGGCUGCUGCACCUCCGGCGGGGUCUUCAGGCGGAGUUGGAGCUGGAGGAGGCGCGGGGCAAGAGGCAACAAGGAGCCAAGUGUGACAAAGCUCCGCAGAAAAUUACCAGCAAACCUCCGCAGACAAACAACCGAGCUGACAAUAACAAGGUGGCAACUGUGAGUACAAAAACAGGUGAUGGGAACAAGAAAGAGAAGAAACACGACAAGGUGCAAGGAGAUGGAGGCAUGAAAGAGCUGAGUCCCUGGCCUGAAUACAUUGCAGAGCGUCUCAGUCUUUAUGAGGAACUAAAGAGAGAGAGCGAUGCCCUGCAGUCAAAAAAAGCUGCAGACAGUAAGCCCAUUACAGUGGAGCUCCCAGAUGGGAGAAAGGUGGAGGGCAAAGCUUGGGUCACUACUCCAUAUCAGCUGGCCUGUAAUAUCAGCCAGGGUCUUGCUGACAAUGCUGUGAUUUCUCGGGUAAAUGGGGAACUGUGGGAUCUGGAUAGGCCUCUUGAGCAGGACUGCUCACUUGAGAUCUUGCGCUUUGACAAUGAGGACGCUCAGGCUGUGUAUUGGCAUUCCAGUGCUCACAUCCUGGGGGAGGCAAUGGAGCGCUUUUAUGGGGGUUGUUUAUGUUAUGGACCUCCCAUAGAAAACGGUUUCUACUACGACAUGUUCCUGGAUGGACAAAAGGGUGUGUCCAGCAUGGAGUUUGGGGACCUGGAAGCUUUAUGUAAAACUGUGGUGAAGGAAAAACAGCCCUUUGAGAGACUUGAAGUCAGCAAGGAGACACUACUAAAAAUGUUUAAGUACAACAAAUUUAAAUGCCGCAUUCUCAAUGAGAAAGUCACCACCCCAACUACUACAGUCUAUAGAUGUGGACCCUUGAUUGACCUGUGCAGAGGUCCACAUGUCAGACAUACAGGCAAGAUCAAGGCCAUGAAGAUCUACAAGAACUCUUCCACCUACUGGGAGGGACGCUCUGACAUGGAGACUCUGCAGAGGCUCUAUGGGAUAUCCUUCCCAGACUCAAAGAUGUUGAAGGAAUGGGAACGUUUUCAGGAGGAGGCCAAGAACAGAGACCAUCGCAAGAUUGGAAAAGACCAAGAGCUCUUCUUCUUCCAUGAUCUCAGCCCAGGCAGUUGUUUCUUCAUGCCACGGGGAGCUUACAUCUACCACACACUGACAGAAUUCAUCAGGGAUGAGUACUGGAGAAGAGGCUUUCAGGAAGUAGCCUCCCCCAACAUUUAUAACAGCAAACUGUGGGAGACAUCUGGCCACUGGCAGCACUACAGCGAAAAUAUGUUCUCCUUCUCUGUGGAAGAUGACAUAUUUGCUCUGAAGCCAAUGAACUGCCCCGGGCACUGUCUGAUGUUCAGCCACAGGCCUCGCUCAUGGCGAGAGCUUCCGCUGAGGCUGGCAGAUUUUGGGGUCCUACACAGAAACGAGUUGUCAGGAGCACUAACCGGGCUGACCAGAGUGCGCCGUUUCCAGCAAGAUGACGCUCACAUUUUCUGCACAAUGGAUCAGAUCAAGUCAGAGAUGAAGGGCUGUCUGGACUUCCUCCGCUGUGUUUACGAUGUAUUUGGAUUCUCAUUCCAGCUUCACCUCUCCACUCGCCCAGACAAGUAUUUGGGUGACAUUGCUGUGUGGAAUCAAGCUGAGAAGCAAUUGGAAAACAGCCUGAAUGAGUUUGGAGAGCCAUGGAGACUGAACCCUGGUGACGGUGCUUUUUAUGGACCCAAGAUUGACAUUAAGAUCAAAGAUGCUAUUGGACGUUACCACCAGUGUGCAACCAUUCAGCUGGACUUCCAGCUGCCCAUCCGCUUCAAUCUGACCUUUGUGGGAAAAGAUGGGGAUGACAAAUCCAGACCAGUCAUUAUCCAUCGUGCCAUUUUAGGCUCAGUGGAAAGGAUGAUUGCCAUUCUGACAGAGAACUAUGCAGGGAAAUGGCCUCUGUGGCUCUCUCCACGUCAGGUGAUGUUAGUGCCUGUCAACCCAUCCUGUGAGGAUUACGCAAAGAAGGUGUGUAAGCAGUUUACAGAAGCUGGUUUUAUGGCAGAUGCUGAUCUGGACUCCAGCUGCCUUCUAAACAAGAAAAUCCGCAAUGCUCAGCUGGCACAGUAUAACUUCAUUCUUGUGGUUGGAGAGAAGGAGAAGAUGACUAACAGUGUCAAUGUGCGCACAAGGGACAACAAAGUCCACGGAGAACUACCGGUGUCCGAGGUGAUGGCACGCCUGACCCUGCUCAAACAGUCUCGCUGUCAAAAUGCAGAAGAGGAGUUCUGAUCUAGGCAGACAGCUUGGAUUUUAAUACUUCAAACAUGAAACGG
Haplochromis burtoni (Burton's mouthbrooder) is the source of this 2514-nucleotide messenger RNA. It is a transcript of the gene tars3, whose product is annotated as threonyl-tRNA synthetase 3. The coding region runs from base 26 to 2470 and encodes 814 amino acids. Gene Ontology annotation, molecular function: threonine-tRNA ligase activity; ATP binding. Gene Ontology annotation, biological process: threonyl-tRNA aminoacylation. The record is from RefSeq and is a predicted model, not a curated record. Gene Ontology annotation, cellular component: cytoplasm. NCBI's taxonomy places the organism in Eukaryota, Metazoa, Chordata, Actinopteri, Cichliformes, Cichlidae. The transcript is spliced from 19 exons.